GAUCAUUGUGGGAGAAAGGCCUGUUCUCAGUGUAGUCUUACUUUAACCCGCGACUUGCUUUCGAGAACAUGAUAAUUUAAACAUUUAUCAAUGAAGGAACACCAUAAUGUCUUCUGAUUCGCGAUUUCUCGCGUCAACUGUAUUAUUUACAGUUUUUUUAACUUUUAUAAGCGGCAAAACGUGGGGUAAGCUGCUAAAAUUCGCCGACAUGGCGGUAGCAGUUGGAGACAGAAUUGAUUUUCUUUAUAAAAAUGGAACGAUAGUUGGAGAAAUAAAAAUUCCGGAAGCUAAAAUGUUAACAGGAGUUGCUUAUGAUGAUGCCACUCACUCUGUAUUUUUCAGUGAUAAUAAAAAUAUUAAUGGUUCUAUAUUUCGAUUUAUCAUCAAUGAUAAAAACGCCAAACCACAACGAUUACUGGAGGCUACCAGUGGUACAUACGUUACUAGUUUAACUUUUGAUUAUUCAUCUCGUACACUUUUUUGGGUUGAUGCUUUGAAACAAACCAUUAUGAAAAUGCAUAUUUCUUUAAAUGGCAUCCCAGGAGAUAGAGAAAUAGUUAUUGACCUAAAGGGAAAUAAUCCACGCACCAUCGCUAUCGAUUCUUGUAACAGGUGUCUUUAUUGGGGAAACACAAAUUCAAAAUAUCCAAGCAUUCAAAGAUCAAAUUUUGAUGGCAGUAAUAAAAUGACAAUAAUUAAAGAUAAUAUUUAUGAUCCAGUGGCAGUAACAGUAGAUGCAACAAAUAGAAAAUUAUAUUGGAUAGAUGAUGAGGAGGGGAUUAACUAUAAAAUUGAAAGAAGUGAUCUUGAUGGAUUGAAUCGUGAAUUGAUUUUCCAUGGUAAACAUCAGCAGCCCGUAUAUAUGACAGUAGAUUUAAAGAAAAUUUAUUGGAUAGAUUGGGUUUACAAUGCAGCAUGGGCGAUAAAUAAAAUCAAAGAAGCUGGAAACACUCCGAUAAAGUUAAAAUCUUAUUAUGAAUUAUCCAAAGAUGCAAAUGCAGUUAGCGUUAUAACUCGUGUUAAUAGUGUAUCAAUCAACUGCAGCACUGACACUCCAAGAAAGAGUAACAAAAUUCCUCAAGAAAACGUUAUUUCUAAUACAAUAUUUAAUAAUCUUACUGCUAGUACAGAAGAAACUGACUUAAACCAAUUUACUAUUAUACACUGCCUUAAUAAUGGUAUAUACAAUAAAGUAGAUAAGUCUUGUUCCUGUAGACCAGGAUUCAAGGGUGCAGCUUGUGAAACUUCUGUAUGCCAUAAUUACUGCCUUGAGGGAAAUUGCACAAUCAAUAUAAAGGGUUUACCUACGUGUAAGUGCAGCAGUUCAUUCAUUGGCCUAAGAUGUGAACGUAAUGUCUGUUAUAAUUAUUGUCUAAACGGUGGAGAAUGUACAAUAAAGAACGGAAUGCCAACUUGCAAUUGCAAAAGUUUUAAAGGAAGUCGAUGUGAGUUAGAGCAACUUGAAAAUAACUCAACCAGCCAAAGGAAUAUAGAAUCUAAUGUAAAUAAUAUAGAAUUUAAUACAAAUAAAUUUUCGGGCACAAAUUUAACUUAUGAAAAACCAACGUCAAUUAACGGAGUUUUUAAUUGUGAUAAUACUAUUCCUAUUUUAUCAACAGUGAUUGUAUUGCUGCUAAUAUUUGUAAUUAUAUUAUCCAUCUAUAUUAGCAAAUUACGACGCAGGCCGAGAAUAAGAAAGCGAUUUAUUUUGAGCAAAGAUGGAACAACUCCUUUGACUAGUAGACCACCAAUUUCGAAUACUCAAUGCGAAAUUACUAUAGAAAAUUGUUGUAACAUGAACAUUUGUGAGACACCAUGUUUUGAACCAAAGUUGAGGAACACUUCUCAAAAAUCGAAGAAAGAUGAAAAGAAAAGUCUUUUGGUUAAUAUGGAAGAUAACAAUAGCUAAUGAAUGAAUAUUGCACAAAAGUACAAAACAUGUAAAACAUUUUAUAAUGUAAAGGAAGUUGUAAUUCUCUUUCUACCAACAGAAUUUUGUUAAAGAAAGUUAUAAAAUAUAUAUAUCAUUUAAUGCGAA
Molecule: messenger RNA, 2038 nt
Organism: Leptopilina heterotoma
Lineage: Eukaryota; Metazoa; Arthropoda; Insecta; Hymenoptera; Figitidae
Gene: cue
Product: protein cueball
Exons: 7
Coding region: 107-1909 (600 amino acids)
Source: RefSeq, a predicted model, not a curated record